Messenger RNA from Monopterus albus (swamp eel), 537 nucleotides. It is a transcript of the gene ghrl, whose product is annotated as ghrelin/obestatin prepropeptide. Gene Ontology annotation, molecular function: growth hormone-releasing hormone activity. The record is from RefSeq and is a predicted model, not a curated record. Gene Ontology annotation, cellular component: extracellular region. Lineage: Eukaryota; Metazoa; Chordata; Actinopteri; Synbranchiformes; Synbranchidae. The transcript is spliced from 4 exons. Bases 112 to 435 code for a protein of 107 amino acids.
AAGUUGGCCAGUUCAUCAGUGUCAGCAUCAGAUUUAGCUGAUCAAACUUUAACAUUGUAGACUGCUUCAUUUUGCGUGGCAGAUUGAGCUGUGGGAGAGUUUUGUUCCACAAUGGUUUUGAAAAGGAACACCUGUCUGCUGGUUUCUCUGCUGUGUUCUCUGACCUUGUGGUGCAAGACGACCAGUGCAGGCUCCAGUUUCCUCAGCCCUUCACAAAAACCUCAGAACAAGGGCAAGUCCUCUAGAUUCGGCCGCCAAGUUACGGAGGAGUCUAGUCAACUACCUGAGGACGACCACAUCACAAUAAGUGCCCCCUUUGAAAUCGGCAUCACCAUGACAGAAAGGGACUUUGAGCAGUACAGCAUGGUGCUGCAGGAGAUCAUUCAGCAUCUACUGGGAAAUGCAGGCUCUGCAGAAAGACCAUCACGACUUUGAAGAUCAUGGACAGGAAUUUCAAGUUGCCAGUCUGAAUGCCUUCCAAUUUCAACUUCAUUAGAUAGCGAUGAUUAAAACGAGUGAAUGCAUCAGUACCCUGUA